Messenger RNA from Entamoeba dispar SAW760, 915 nucleotides. RefSeq lists its product as uncharacterized. The coding region runs from base 1 to 915 and encodes 304 amino acids. NCBI's taxonomy places the organism in Eukaryota, Evosea, Mastigamoebida, Endamoebidae. The transcript has 2 exons. The record is from RefSeq and is a predicted model, not a curated record.
AUGGGUCAAUUUGUUAAUAUUAUUAAUGUUCUUAUAUUUGUUUGUGUUUCUAGUCAAAUAAUCAAAGAAGUAAAAGAGGAGUGUUUUGACAAUGAAUAUUUUGAUGAGUCACAAUCUAAAUGUAUCUCAUGUCCAGCUGGAAAACAACCCAACCAGAAUAAAGACCAAUGUGUAAAUUGUACUGCUGGAUAUUAUUCGACUGAAAAUUCUCCUUGUUUACAAUGCAUGCCAGGAACAUAUUCAGGAAUAGGUUCGGCAAAAUGUCAUCAAUGUCCAGACGGAUAUUAUACUGAUAAAUAUGGACAAUAUGAAUGUAUCAAAUGUGACCCACCAUUUAUUUCUGAUAAACAUCAUUCUAGUUGUGAGAUAUGUCCAGAAGGAACUAUUUAUGUUGGGUAUGAUAAAAAAGUAUUACCAUGCCAGUUCUGUGGUAUGAAUGCUAUUAGUACUGAUAAUGGAACUAAGUGUCAGGAGUGUGAUGAAAAUCAGGCUCCUUAUAAUAAUGUAUGUUAUCCUUUUUGCGAUGAUAUCAUUCAACACCAAUGCCUAGUUAGUAAUUGUUCUGAAAAUCAGUAUUAUAACGCUGGAGAAUGUGAAAGUUGUCUUGAUGGUCAUUAUUGUAAACAUGGUAUUUUAUAUGAUUGUUCAGAAUUAGAUAAUUCAUGUUGUAGAAACAAUGAAAUUACGCAUUGUACUCCAUUUAUUCAAAACCCAAACUCUAAUUAUUCUGAAUGUGAAUUGUCAUUACCUUUUAUUUCUGUCUUGAUUGUUUCUGUAACAUUUAUAUGUGCUUUUGUUGUUAUUUUUAUAGUAUUUGUUAUUACUAAAUUAGUUGUUCAAAAGAAAGCUAUUGAUUUUAGCCAAAAUAAUGCUCAAGAAACAGACCCAACUAAGGUCUAUCUUCUUUCGUUUUAA